Puccinia triticina is the source of this 3723-nucleotide messenger RNA. RefSeq lists its product as uncharacterized. The coding region runs from base 1 to 3723 and encodes 1240 amino acids. Gene Ontology annotation, cellular component: plasma membrane; cytoplasm. The record is from RefSeq and is a predicted model, not a curated record. The transcript has 6 exons. NCBI's taxonomy places the organism in Eukaryota, Fungi, Basidiomycota, Pucciniomycetes, Pucciniales, Pucciniaceae. Gene Ontology annotation, molecular function: protein binding; calcium ion binding. Gene Ontology annotation, biological process: endocytosis; endosomal transport.
AUGUCAUUGAUCGCUCGUGUCAGUGUGACAUCCCCCGCCGAUUUCCAGUUCCUCUUGACCAUCCACCAUCUUCCGGACCGUUCACUCCAUCAACCUAAAUAUUUAUUUAAAUAUUUACACAACUCAUCAGAACUCAUCCCAACCGGACCGACUGACCACCAACAUAACUCCACCAUGGCAUCAACGGCACUCCAAUUAAGCUCGGAGGAACGAUUGGCGUAUCCCUAUCUAUUCUCGAAAGCUGACACAGACCAGAUAGGUGUCCUCGUCGGGGAGAAAGCCGUAGCAUUUUUUGCCCAUUCCAACCUACCUCCAACAAUCCUCGGUGAAAUAUGGCAGCUAGCCGAUCAAGAUAACGCUGGAUUCCUAACUCGUCAACAGUUUGAUAUCGCGCUGAGAUUGAUCGGCAAAGCUCAAAGGGGUUUACCUGUCAACGAACAAGCAAUCUCCUCACCCGGUCCGUUAUGUGUCCUCAAAGGUUUCUCUAUCCCCGGUCUCCCCAAUCCUUCAACUCCUGCAUCUCGCCCACCGAAUAGCACCCCACUUGGAAUCUCGGAACCCGUCCAAGAUCCAUUGUAUACUAUUGGUAACGAAGACAAGCUAAAAUAUAGCUCCAUGUUCAUCAAGGCCGGUCCUAGAGACGGAUUACUCGAUGGUGACAAGGCUCGCGAUAUUUUCAUCCGAAGUAAGCUGUCGUUUGACAAGCUGGGUCAAAUUUGGACCCUAGCAGACACUCAAUCGCGUGGGGCAUUAUCGGUUAGCGAUUUUUGCAUUGCGAUGCAUCUCAUUCAACUUGCCAUGUCUGGGCGCCUGUCGACUUUUCCGGCCAGCCUUCCAUCUGCCCUACUAGAUUCAGCAACUGCACCCGUUGCGGGUGCUGCCCUGCCGAUCUCUCGUCAAGUCACCGGCCAACCCCCGCCAAUUCCAGGAUCUCUUUCAAACUCUAGUCCACUCAGACAAUCAUCAACUGGAAGUAUGAUCAGGCCUCAGUACACCGGGCGCUCAGCCUCUGGUGCCCCUUCGGCCUUACCAAGUGGAAUCAGUAGUAUCAUAAGCUCCCCAACUGCGUUAGCCUGGGAUAUUUCUUCUACUGAAUUGGCUCAGAGUAAUAUCUAUUUUGAUUCUCUAGAUACCAAUCGUCUAGGUUAUAUUACUGGUGAUCGUGCAGUGCCAUUUAUGAUGGAGAGUAAACUUCCGGGUGAAAUAUUGGCUCGGAUUUGGGAUCUCGCAGAUAUCAGGGGUGAAGGGAAAUUGAACAGGGAGGAAUUUGCGGUGGCGAUGCGACUAAUUCAAGAUACGUUGGCUGGUGGAGCCGAGAGCCUCACGGCCAAACUUGCCCCGGGCAUGGUUCCGCCUUCGUUGAGAGAGCCCGUUGGACUACCGGUGAUCCCAGAAACCACAACCACGCAGCAGGAUCUAUUGUCUUUGCUUGAUGACCCACCGAAUGCCACUCCAGCCCCACAAACCGUGGAAGACGCCAAAAGCAAACUUGGUGCCCCGCCCAAUCAGCAACCUGUCGUGCCUGUUCAACUCACCGGUACCCGGGCGAUGGCUCCCGCUGCCACGGUGGCCUCGUCUUCGUCUUUCUCCCAAAGUGGCAUUGCAGCUCAAACAACAGGUCAAUUCGGUCAAUCAAGAUCUUCUCGCGGCUUUGGAGAUGACGACGGCGCAAAAUUAGGAAAUCUUGUGAAUCAGUUGUCAUCGACUGAGAACGCGCUGUCCACUUUGCGUGAUGAGCGAUCUCGACUAGAAACCGAGACUGGAAGUACAAUUGAACAAAUCAAGAUUCUGGAACUGAAACUGUCGACCGCACGACAAGCUCAUCAAUCCGAAUUACCUCUAGUUGAGGAGUUGAGAAGAAAGCAGGUCGAGCAGCGAUUAGCCAUUAGCAAGUUGACAGGGGACGUCAUUACUGCCGAAUCAGAGCUUUCGAGUUUGAAAUUAGAGAAAGAACAAAUCGAAGGUAAUAUCUUGCGCGAUAAGGAAGAAGUUCGCGAGAUGAAAAAGCGGAUGACUCAGCUCGAAGAAGAAACUCAACGACUUAAAUCAAAUCUAGAGACGCUGAAGAAAGACUCGAGACUGCAAAAAGGUCUGAUAGCCAUUGGCAAGAAGCAAGUGUUGACAGUUGAAGGCCAAAAGGCUGAUAUUUCCAAGGAGAUGGAUGACUUGACGCAGCAAAUUCAUUCGACCGCCUUACCUCCUCAAGGUUCUCGAGCGUCUAGUCCAGGCGUACCUCUACAGACGGUUCCUUCGCACAAGAGCACCAACCCUUUUGAGCGGAUGAUGCCAGCAGCGUCCCUCACACCCCAAGUUCCCGCCAUUCAUUCUCCUGAGCCAUCUAGCUCACGCGACUUGAGUCAGCCUUCGCAUGGUAGCGCCACUCAUCUUGCAGUCAGUACCGACCCGUUUUUAGGAGGUUCCGAUGACACUGCGCCACCAGGGACCACCUCAUCUCCCAACACACUUAGUUUUGGAGAUGCUUUUGGUCUCGACGAUUCCAAAGCAGAUGAUAAUCAAUCUUGGGCUGAUAACCUGGGAUUCCAUGAUGCGCUUGAAACGACUUCUCCUGCUCCUUCAACAGCUGCUACAUUUGCCCCUGUAGUGGCUCAACAUUCUCCAGAGACUAAGACAGAAGAUGCAGAUUCCACGAAAGAUGAUUCUGAUGAAUCUUCGGAUGAAGAUGAGAUUGAAGAUCCUAUCGCUCGCCAUUUAUCUCCCGCAGCGCGACCUGGAAAAGCACCCAGCUUUUCCAGCGGCAAGUUUCCGGCAUUGGAAGACGUGGAAGCAUCGAUUGAACCCAAGGUGGGCGUCCCCACAUCCAUCCCAUCUCGAAAUGAAGCGCAACAGGACGAGAUGGCAGAAAUAUCAUCAGCGAAAGAUGGAGCACGCUCGGCCCCUGGCCCGGGCGGAGCUACACCAGCGCCAACCGAUAGCGUGUCGCCAGUCAAAUCAUCGGACCCUAUCGAUAAAACGACCGAACAGACCAAACAGAACAAACCGUCGAUCACUUUUGGUGAGGAUCUGGAAGUUUCGGAUUUUGUUGCCGACUUUGGAUUAGUUGGCGGCCCGGUGUCUUCGUCGUCGACAGUCGGUGCAACUCUUGAAGAUUUCGACAGUGCUUUCGAGAACCUUCCUUCGCCAGGGCUACAAGGAGGACCAGACAAGCUUGCCCGAAAUGGAGACCAACCAAAGCCCGGGAAUGAUAAUCCGACGGGAACGACUGCCACGACCAGCAUGGGUUUUGACGACGGAUUCGACGACGCGUUCGUUGUGAUGGACGCGCAGAGUUCCAAAAAGGAACAGGACAGUCCUCUGGGCUUUGACGAAUCCUUCUCAGACUUCGACAAGCUCUUAGCCAGUGGACAUGCGGCACCGAAUCCCAGCAGCGGCGAUAAUCAGAAAGGGCAGAAGAAGCAACAGGAGGAUCCGUUUGGCUCUCCAGCGUCAUCCUCGCCGACCGAGCCGCCCCCACUGCCGACCAGGCCGCUCAACGCGUCCUCCUUCACUACCACUACUGAUGCCAUGACUCCUACUCCUGCCGCUGUUCCUCCGAAACAGGUACCGGAAGACGCGGCAACUAAGAACGAACCUGCUAAGCCAACCGAUAGCGAUGCUGUUAAACAGAUCUGUGCCAUGGGCUUCGAUCGCAAGGUCGUCAUUCAGGCCCUCGAAAGAGACGAUUGGGACAUGGAUCGCGCAUUGAAUCAUUUGCUUGGAACUUGA